Rhagoletis zephyria (snowberry fruit fly) is the source of this 2249-nucleotide messenger RNA. Its product is annotated as cytochrome P450 4d2-like. Gene Ontology annotation, molecular function: oxidoreductase activity, acting on paired donors, with incorporation or reduction of molecular oxygen; heme binding; iron ion binding. The record is from RefSeq and is a predicted model, not a curated record. NCBI's taxonomy places the organism in Eukaryota, Metazoa, Arthropoda, Insecta, Diptera, Tephritidae.
AUUAAAAGAUGUUCCCUUAGAGGUAUACAUAUAUGUAGAUGCCUCAAUUGGAAUUUCUGAAACCGCCUAUAAGUUUUGAAGUCUUCACAUACACCUCCAAAAAGAAGCGAGUAAGUGGGCUUUAGGUAGUUCUGAAGAACUCUCUAAAUAUUAAAAAAGAAAUCGUGGCCAGUCCAAGUAUCUACAUAAGUAUAUGCAUAACGUUUUUUUGUAGACUAGUGUCGUUAUUAUAACACAAAUGAACCGGCUUUAAACAAACUUGUCUACUAGAUGAGAUGCUAUGCACACAAAUACGUAUAUAAUUGACUUGUUUAUUGUAAAAAUGGUUACAAUCUGAAAAAUGCUUAUUCAGUUGUUCUAAACACGUUAGGCGCGUCGGUUGUGUAACGGACAACGUUAAUCAUUUUAGUGGAUACAUAUGUACAUAUGCUUGAACACAAUAAUAAAUGCACAAUUAUAAACAAUUAAAAUUGAAUAUUAAUAUAUUUAAAAAGUACUAAUUUAGAGUGAGCGUGCAACUUUUUAUAAUAGCACUGUUAUUUAUGUAGCUUAUCUCUUUUCUAAAAACAUGACAAUAUUAAUCGAGUUGGUGGUUUUGUUGAUUGGCUUAGCCUUUAUUUGGGAUUAUUUCUUCAAAAAGCGUCGCAAUGAUAUAUUACAUUAUAUGCCAGGCCCUAGGGCACUGCCGGUGAUUGGUAAUAUACUCAUGUAUCGCGGCAAAAGUCAAGAGGAUAUAAUGAGUUUCAUUGCUUCGAAUCGCGAAAAAUAUGGCCCACUUUAUCGUGUCUGGCUGCUCAAUCAAUUGGGCGUAUUUUCUUGCGAUCCCGCUGAUGUUGAAGUUAUACUCAGCAGCCCACACUAUAUCACGAAGAAUAAUCUCUACGAUCUACUACAAGUUUGGCUUGGUACCGGCUUACUCAUGAGCACCGGCCGCAAGUGGCAUUCACGACGCAAAAUUAUUACGCCUACAUUUCAUUUUAAAAUACUGGAACAAUUUGUAGAAAUUUUCGACCAACAAAGUGCAGUACUCGUGAAAAAGUUAGAAGCAUUGGCAGAUGGUAAAACUGUGGUGAAUAUUGUGCCAUUAAUAUGCUUGAUGGCGUUGGAUGUGAUUGCAGAAACUGCUAUGGGCACCAAAGUUAAUGCGCAAAUGAAUCCAAAGUUUCCUUAUGUCAUGGCGGUAAACACCGUUGCAAAUAUUCUUGCGAACCGCUUCAUCAACGUGUGGCAGCGCAUUGAUUGGAUUUUCCGUCUGAUCGCCCGCGAAGAUGCUAAGAAAUUCUUUUCUAGCAUUGAGCUAAUGCACGAAUUCACCGAACGCAUCAUUGUGGAACGUCGUGCUGCACUUGAGCAAUCACUCGGCGGCGACGCCAUACCAGCCACUGAUGCAGAAGUUGGCAUGAAACGCCGCAUGGCUUUGCUGGAUGUGCUGCUGCAGUCCACCAUGGACGGUCAACCCCUCAGCAAUGAAGAUAUACGCGAAGAGGUGGAUACAUUCAUGUUCGAAGGGCACGACACCACCACCAGCGCCUUAUCAUUUUGUCUCCACUUGAUCUCGCGACAUUCGGCGGUACAGGCGAAGUUGUUCGAGGAGAUACGCGAAGUGCUGGGUGACGAUGAGGAGCGAGCGGUGACGCUGCGCGAUUUGGGCGAAUUGAAGUAUUUGGAAUGUGUAAUCAAAGAGUCAUUGCGGCUGUAUCCACCAGUACCGCUUAUUGGACGCAAUUUCGACGAGGAUGUUAACUUGAAUGGCAAAAUUGUACCAGCUGGCACAAAUUACACUAUCGGCAUUUUUGUUAUGCUCCGUGAUCCGAAAUACUUUCCCGAACCAGACAAAUUUCGCCCUGAAAGAUUUCUCAACGAAUCUAUUGAAGGUGGUGAGAAAAUGAAUCCGUACAGUUAUAUACCCUUCAGCGCAGGACCACGCAAUUGCAUUGGUCAAAAAUUUGCCAUACUCGAAAUGAAGAGCGCAAUAAGCAAAAUUCUACGUCACUUUGAACUUUUGCCGCUUGGUAAGAAUGUAAGACCUUCAAUGAGCAUUGUACUGCGUUCACAGAAUGGUAGCGAAAUGGGAUUCAAGCCGCGUAAUUAUGCAAAGGCUAGCGAAUAGGAGCGGAAAAGCAGGCAGGAAAUUACUUAAAGUUUCAAUGCCAGUGUAGUAAUCAAGGACAAAUAAAAUGUGUAUUGCGAAAGGCAUUUUAUUAGUAUUUAAAAUAGACGCAAUAUUAAAACACUGUAAAAUUGUAAAA